Messenger RNA from Tupaia belangeri chinensis (Chinese tree shrew), 919 nucleotides. RefSeq names its product ripply transcriptional repressor 2 (gene RIPPLY2). The transcript is spliced from 6 exons. The record is from RefSeq and is a predicted model, not a curated record. Gene Ontology annotation, cellular component: nucleus. Bases 1 to 891 code for a protein of 296 amino acids. NCBI's taxonomy places the organism in Eukaryota, Metazoa, Chordata, Mammalia, Scandentia, Tupaiidae. Gene Ontology annotation, biological process: negative regulation of transcription by RNA polymerase II; embryonic pattern specification.
AUGAAACAGAACAUCCACAUGGAGCUUCUGGAAGAAGGCACUGCAGCAAAACUACUGCCCCGAGAUCAGUGGCCAGUUUCUCUCCUAGCUUUUAGAACACGAGCUGCAGAAACAGUUACAUUCGCCACAGGCCAAGAAGCCCCUCUUCACAUGGAAAUUGGCUGCUCGGGCGAAUGUUGUUUUUCACCGCAGCCAUGUGUCGAAAGACGAUUAACACUCGUUCCGCGAAAUCCUUUCCCCAGCCAUUUGGGAGUUGCACGCGUUCACACCCGGACCUCUGGUCUCCGACCUGGUGGCAGGGGCCUGGAUUGCCCGCGAAGGCCGACUGGGCCAUGCGAUGGAGACCGCGGAGCGCCGAGCCUCAGACCAAGCGCGCCCGCAGCCUCCGGCCGCCCCGGACUGCGCCACGCGGAGUGGGGGCGCGAACUCCGGGUAAGGCUCCUCCGCGCUGUUCUGCGCCUGCCCCAGCCGCUAGUCCCUCCCGCCUCCAGCUCCUCCCUCAGCCUUCCGCCACUCCCCACCCAGGCCAGCGCUAGGCUUGUGUGCCUUCUCCCUGGUCUGGGCUCACGUCUCCUCCGUGCGCCUGGGUGUGCCCCAUCCCGCAGAUCCGCAGGCUUCUGGAGACCGUGGGUUGACUCGCGAGGCAAGAAAGAGGUGCAGCACCGCGCGGCGGAGGCGAUGCCUGAUAGCCCUGACGUGACCGAAGCCUCAGGAAAGCUUUCCCAAUUCAGACACCCAGUCAGACUAUUUUGGCCAAAAUCAAAGUGUUAUGAUUACUUAUAUCAAGAAGCAGAAGUUCUUCUGAAAAAUUUAUCAAUUCAAGCCACAAUUUCAUUUUAUGAAGAUUCUGAUAGUGAAGAUGAAAUUGAGGAGUUGACCUGUGAAAAUUAAUCUGGUAGUUAUUUUGAUGACAUUCAGA